CAUCGGGGACUUGCCUGUCAUCCAUGGGUCAGCGUGAAGGUGCUGAGUGCCGCAGUGACUCAGAGUGCGCUGCCGGCCUCCUCUGCGACAUGGGAUCCUGCGUGCAGUUCCAGGGCAAGAAGCGCUACAACGAGCCUUGCAGCGUGAGCACAGAGUGCGAAAUCGGCCGCGGUUUGUGCUGCCAGGUGGUCCGCCGUCAUCGCCAGGCGCCCAAGACGCUCUGUGGAUAUUUCAAGGACCCCAUGAUCUGUAUCGGUCACGUGGCUACAGACCAGGUCCAGCAUAUCGUGGAACACACCGAUGGGGAGAAGAGACUGACGGGGAAGACCCAUGAUUACGUCAGCAUUUAAGCGUCCGAGGGGGCAGAGAGACUGGCCUGAGGAGGAGCUCUGAACAACACUUGAUUGAGUGAGAGGGACGAGGAGAAGAGAAGAUGGAAGAGAGAAGAUGGAAGAGAGAAGAGAGAAGACUGGAGAGAGAGAAAA
Molecule: messenger RNA, 485 nt
Organism: Penaeus vannamei (Pacific white shrimp)
Lineage: Eukaryota; Metazoa; Arthropoda; Malacostraca; Decapoda; Penaeidae
Source: RefSeq, a predicted model, not a curated record